Messenger RNA from Lathyrus sativus (Indian pea), 753 nucleotides. The record is from the annotation of a GenBank genome assembly. NCBI's taxonomy places the organism in Eukaryota, Viridiplantae, Streptophyta, Magnoliopsida, Fabales, Fabaceae.
AUGAAGUUUCCUUACAUUUACAUUCUUUCCACAACAAUCCUUCUCUUAUUUCUGUUUCCUUACUCAGUCAUCUGUCAACAAUUAUACAUAAACAACACUGUCACUGAAUGCGAAGACCCUUUAGCACCAAAUGGAUACCUAUGCAAUACCCCUCAAAGGUCAUCAUGCAAUUCAUUCUUAGUUUUCAGAUCCAAACCUCCUUAUGACAAUCCUAUAAGUAUUGCCUAUCUUCUUGGAUCUGAAGCAUCAACCAUAGCUUCAAUCAACAAUAUCUCAAAAGAUACCAAACUUCCUUCCAAUAAAACAAUCAUUGUCCCUAUCUUGUGUUCAUGUUCUGGAAAUAUCUAUCAACAUAACACCCCUUACACUGUCAAAGAAAAUGAUACCUACUUUCAAUUGGUAUAUGCAACUUACCAAAGCCUCACAACAUGUCAGGCUUUAAAGGGUCAGAAUUACUAUACUUCUUUAAGCAUUAAAAUUGGUGAUGAGCUCACAAUUCCAAUACUUUGUGCUUGUCCUACAACAAAACAGAUGGCGAAAGGAAUCACCUCCUUGCUGGUUUACACAGUUAACUAUGGUGAAACUGUUGAAUCUAUAGCAGAGGCUUAUGGUGUUGAUGAACAAAGUAUACUAGAAGCAAAUGAGUUACAAGUGGCACCCAAUGAAAACAGAAGGGUGAACCUCUUUGCCUUGACACCUACAUUGGUUCCUCUUAGAGGCAAGAGUUGCAAAGAGGAUCCUGAUAGUUGUUAG